CGUCGAAAUUAUGGGAAGGCGCCCCGAUUCACUAUACCCCCACUACGCAAACUGUCGCUGAAGGCAGGGAAUAGCUAUUAUGAAGGUCGAUAUCAGAAUGCUUGCGGCGGAUGCGCUGAGGCAAAGUGGAACCGAUGAGCUUUUUGUUCGUUAUGAGGGUCUUUUUACGGAGGUGUGCGCGCGCUGGAUUCAGAGCGGGGUGGAGACUGAGGAGAAGAUUGCGGCGUUUGGACGGGUGUUGCCUUUUGCGCCGCAUCUUGCAGAGCAUGUGGAACGCUUUCUUGCCCGCAUUUCAAAGAGCCUGAUUAUCGGAUCGCAGGCGUCUGGGGAUGUGCCGCCUCUUACCGCUGAGGCGGGUUUGCUGGACCUUUUGCUUGGAACCUUUCGACUUCUUAGCCACGACUGCAAGACUUUUGCUCGCUUUGUACGACCGCUUGCGCUGGAGGGCUUGUUUCACCAUUCGAGUCGCCCUGUGAGAUAUCUGGCUGUUAGGACGUUUUGUCUGUAUGUUCAUGCGGCGGAUCGGGCGACGCAGGAGAUGGUCAAGAGAUGUGUUGGGGAGGGAGAGGUUGAGGGACGAUGGGAGGGGAAGGUCAUUGACUACCGGUUCUUGUCGUUGUGGGAAGAGAAGAGGUGGAAAGAGUUGCGGUUGCAGUUGCAGCAGAAGCAGUCAGAGGAAGCCGAGUCUAUCCCGCAAUCUGUGUACCAGGAACUUUCACCAUACACAGUCAACGUCAACAGCAUCCUGCUACCUCGAUUAGAUGGAGCGCCAUCGCAGGAGAGUCCUUCUCAGCUCAUCUCGACAGCCACGACGGAGGCGAAUCUGACGAACAUUGCCUGCGGACUCCUCGGAUCUAGUCCUAUCUUGCUUACUGGACUGGCUGGCUCAGGAAAGACACUUCUGACACGGCAUUUCGCAUGGCAGCUCAACAAGCUCGACAAGAUGGUCACUCUACACCUCAACGAACAAAGCGACGCCAAGCUACUGAUUGGCAUGUACGCGACAGGAGCGAAACCUGGAACAUUCAGUUGGCGUCCCGGAGUGCUCACAACAGCAGUAAGAGAAGGAAGAUGGAUUUUCAUCGAGGAUCUGGACAGAGCGCCGAACGAAGUCAUCAGCACACUUUUGCCACUCAUCGAGCGUGGCGAACUGCUCAUCCCGAGUCGAGGAGAGACAAUCCGAGCGGCAAGAGGUUUCCGCAUCAUUGCCACAAUGCGAAGCACGCUCAACCCGAGAGGACAGGAAAUCGUGCCCCGUCAGAACAUGAUCGGACACAGAUUUUGGAACUCGAUUACAGUGCAGAUGCCCCAACUCGAAGAGUUUCAACAAAUUAUCUCUGCUACCUAUCCGGCGCUGCAGAAACACCUGUCUGGGAUCAUGAGAGUUUACUCACGAUUGUUGGAACUUUACUCUGAUGCCAAGUUUUCCUCCGAGAACGGCACAUCGCUUCGAGCUAUGACACCGAGAGAUCUGCUCAAAUGGUGUGACAGAAUCGCUGUGCUUCUUGCGCAGACUUCUACUUUCAGCCCCGCACAGGCGGACGACAUCUUCAUGGAGGCGUUUGACUGCUUCGCCGGUAGUCUGCGCACUGAGAUUGCACGACAUAAGGUCAUGGCGUGUAUAGCUGAAGAGCUGCACAUUGACCCUCAACGACGAGACCAUCUGCUCCGGAAUCGCACAGUGAAGCUCGAAGUACCGUCCAAGACCAACGCAUCUGGAACGAUCCGGAUAGGAAGAGCGAGGCUUUCGAAGCACAAGUCCUCCAAGCGAUUAGUGUCCAGCCGGCCAUUCUCUACCAACGACUACACUUUGCGUUUGCUCGAGAAGAUCGCAGUGGCAGUGGAUCGACAAGAACCGCUUCUGCUUGUUGGUGAGACUGGUACUGGAAAGACGACAUGCAUUCAGUAUCUGGCUGAGCAACUCGGUCGCAAGAUGGUUGCUUUCAACUUGUCCCAGCAAAGCGAAAGUGGCGAUUUGCUUGGUGGCUUCAAGCCAGUCAACGUUCGCAGCCUAGUAAUCCCGCUGAAAGACGAAUUCGAUGACCUGUUCGACACCACAUUCUCAAGAAAGAAGAACCAACGCUUUAUGGAGAUGCUCGGCAAGCGAGUUGCAAAGGGCGAGUGGAAGCGCGUUUGCACACUCUGGCGAGAGGCGUUAAAGAUGGUGGAUGCUGCGCGCAAAACACACGAAUCCCAGACUUCAUCGCCUGAUCCUGACGGUGGCCAGCCUAAGAAGAAGCGAAAGAUGGAUUCGUUGCCAGUCAACUUUCCCACGGCAAGAUGGGAAAAAUUCGCUACGGAUCUUCAUGAUUUGGAGGCUCAGCUUGCUAGCGGCUCCGAGGCCUUCGCUUUCUCGUUCUUGGAAGGUAAUAUUGUUAAGGCGGUCAGGAACGGUGACUGGGUGCUUCUCGACGAAAUCAACUUGGCAUCUUCGGACACGCUGGAAGCACUGACAGAUCUUCUGGGUGGAGGGCCCGACGGCAAUCCUUCGAUUCUGCUUACAGAGACCGGAAACGUUGAGCGAGUCGUCGCUCAUCCGAACUUCAGGGUUUUCGCUGCCAUGAAUCCCGCGACUGAUGUUGGCAAGAAGGAUCUUCCCCCUGGAAUUCGUUCAAGGUUCACUGAGCUAUACGUUGAAAGCCCCGAUGGCGAUGAGAAGAGCUUGCGCAACAUUGUCGAGAAGUACUUGGGCGGUGACGGCACAGAUCCAGCAAUUGCAAGAAUAGCGCGCGAUGUUACUAGUCUCUACCUCGAGAUUCAGCAGCUCGCGAAGGCGAAUAUGCUUGUCGAUGGUGCAGAUCAGAAAGCACAUUUCAGUUUGCGAACAUUGACAAGAACUCUUUCGUAUGCUAGGGAGAUUGCACCUCUGUGCAGUCUUCGGCGAGCACUCUUUGAAGGUUUCCACAUGAGCUUUUUGACAUUUCUGGGCAAAGUGUCGGAAGAUCUCGUUUCUCCACUCAUCACUAAGCAUCUGUUUCCUCAGAGAGCGGUCAUGAAAGCAGAGCUCGGCAAACCACUUCAACAACCUGCCGACGGACGUGGCUACGUGAGACAAGGCCACUAUUGGCUUCGACAAGGUGUACAAGCUGUGGAAGAACAACCUCAUUACAUCAUCACACCUUUUGUCCAGCGGAACAUGAACAACCUCAUCCGAGCUGCAUCGACACGCCGAUAUCCUGUCCUCAUCCAGGGCCCGACUUCGUCUGGUAAGACGAGUAUGAUUGAGUAUCUUGCGAAGAAGUCUGGGAACAAGUUUGUUCGUAUCAACAACCACGAGCACACCGAUUUACAGGAGUAUCUUGGCUCGUACAUUUCCGGAGCCGACGGGAAACUCACAUUCCAGGAGGGUAUCCUUGUACGCGCGCUGCGAGAGGGACACUGGAUUGUGCUCGACGAACUCAAUCUUGCGCCUACAGACGUACUCGAAGCACUCAAUCGCCUUUUAGAUGAUAACCGAGAACUCCUCAUUCCGGAAACGCAAGAAGUAGUUCGUCCUCACGAUGACUUCAUGCUCUUCGCCACACAGAACCCUGCCGGUCUCUACGGUGGCCGAAAAGUACUAUCACGAGCUUUCCGCAAUCGUUUCCUCGAGCUGCACUUCGACGACAUACCAGUGGAGGAACUGACUGAAAUUCUGCAUCGCCGCACCAUGAUUCCUGAAACGUGGUGUAAGCGCAUUGUGAAAGUGUACCAGGAGCUUUCUACACUUCGACAGGAAAACCGCAUCUUCGAACAGAAGAGUUUUGCGACGCUCAGAGAUCUGUUCAGAUGGGCGCAGCGCAAGGCAGAUACGAUACAGGACCUUGCGAACAAUGGCUACAUGCUUCUUGCAGAACGUGUGCGUAAAGAGGAAGAACGUGUUGCGGUCAAGAAGGUCAUGGAGAGUGUCAUGAGCAAGAAUGGGCCCAAGGUUACGAUCGAUGAGGAGCAGAUGUUCAGCGAAGACAACUGGUCUGCUAUCAAGCAGCUGAGUAAGGAGACCACUGGUGCUAAUGCCGGCGUUGUUUGGACCCGUGCUAUGCGGAGACUCUUCGUGCUUGUAGCUCACGCCAUUCGUAACAACGAGCCUGUUCUGCUUGUCGGAGAGACGGGUUGCGGAAAGACCACAGUGUGUCAGAUGCUGGCGGAUGCGUAUGAGAACCAACUGCAUAUCCUGAACGCCCAUCAGAACACUGAGACGGGUGAUUUGAUUGGUGCCCAACGACCUAUUCGAAACCGAGCGGCUAUCGAGGACUUGUUGAGACAGCAGCUUCUUCAGGUCAUAGGGGAUGUGAGGGGAGAAAUCGAUCCUGCUACUGCCUCUGCUAUGGACUCGGACCACUUGUUUGCAUUGUACGACGCGAUUGUUAAGGAGAACCCCGAGGCGAUACCAAUCGACCAUCGCGAGGCCAUACAUGUCAACCGCAUCAAGGCCGCCGCAUUGUUCGAAUGGGCAGAUGGAAGCCUUGUGCACGCUAUGAAACAGGGUCACUAUUUCCUCCUUGAUGAGAUAUCACUCGCGGACGACUCGGUUCUCGAGCGCCUGAACAGUGUGCUUGAGUCCUCCCGCACACUCCUGCUUGCGGAGAAGGGCCCCGUUGAUUCCCAGAUCACCGCUCGUGAAGGCUUCCAAUUUCUUGCAACCAUGAACCCUGGUGGAGACUACGGCAAGAAGGAGCUCUCACUGGCGCUCCGCAAUCGAUUUACGGAGAUUUGGGUCCCCGCAAUGUCUGACUUGGAGGAUGUCUUGCAGAUUGUGCGAUCCAAGCUGAAGCCAGAGGUCGCACAGUACGCCGGGGCUAUCGUCUCGUUUUCGCAGUGGUUCAAUGAGAAGUACAACACUUCGGUUGCCUCGUCCAUUUCGAUACGAGACACAUUGGCUUGGGUCACGUUUGUCAACAACUCCAUCAACAACGACCCAGUCUUUGGUAUCGUACAUGGCGCAGCUAUGGUCUUCAUUGACACGCUCGGUGCAAACCCAGCAGGCCUGCUUGCAAUCUCGCCCACGUCGAUUGACGAAGAACGGAAAGCGUGUCUGCACCACCUCAGCAAGUUACUCGGUCAAGACGUCGCGCCGCUCUACUUUGGUACAGUGGACCUCACCAGCACCGAUCAGUCGUUCCAGCUCGGUUCGUUCUCCAUCCCCAAGUUCUCGUCUGCCGCAACAGAAACAUCGAACUUUUCACUUGAAGCUCCUACAACACGAUCCAAUGCUAUGCGAGUAGUCCGCGCACUGCAACUUGCAAAGCCAAUCUUACUGGAAGGUAACCCCGGUGUUGGCAAAACUACUCUCGUCACCGCACUCGCAAAGGCUAUCGGCAAACCUUUGACGAGACUAAAUCUCUCCGAGCAAACAGAUCUUAUGGAUCUCUUCGGAUCCGAUGUCCCGGUCGAAGGCGGCGCCGCGGGUACAUUUGCCUGGCGCGACGCUCCGUUCCUAAAGGCUAUGAAGAACGGUGACUGGGUUCUGCUCGACGAAAUGAAUUUGGCAUCGCAAUCCGUUCUCGAAGGUCUUAACGCAGUUCUCGAUCAUCGUGGAGAAGUAUACAUCUCCGAGCUGGACCAGACUUUCCACAAGCACCAGGACUUCCGUGUCUUUGCUGCGCAGAACCCGCAUCACCAGGGAGGCGGGCGAAAAGGCUUGCCUGCCAGUUUUGUCAAUCGUUUUACGGUCGUGUAUGCGGAUGUUUUUCGUCCCGACGAUCUUACACUCAUCUGCCACAAAGUUUUCCCGGGCAUUGAGGAGGCGGAGGUCACCAAACUGAUUGGCUUCGUGGCUGAGCUAGACGAGCAGGUCGUGAGCCGCCGCGCUUUUGGCAGCUUGGAUCAAUUCUCCGGUUCUGCAAGAGACUUCCUAGACACGAUUUUCGUACAGCGUUUCCGCGCUGAAACUGACCGUAAUCGCCUCCUCAAACUGUUCGAGAGUCUGUACGGUGCUCAUGAACCACGCGUGAGCCUCUACCAUAAUAUCAGCACAGAAGCGUUCCAGGUCGGUCUUGGGUUGCUUCCGCGAGACACUGCGGUUACACGCCCAGAUGCUGUCUCGACUCUUAAGAUUUCGCAACUAGGACCCAUGGAAGCUCUGCUCGUCAGUGUCAAGCAGAAUUGGCCGAUCAUUCUGGUUGGGCCGCCUGGUUCUGGGAAGACGGCCAUGAUCAACCAACUUUCUUCGUUUGUUGGAGCCGAGCUCGUUACGUUCUCCAUGAACGCGGAUGUCGAUGCCAUGGAUCUUGUCGGCGGAUACGAGCAGGUCGACCCCAACCGUGAGGUGCACCGAUUCAUGGAACGACUGGAGGAGUUUGUGCGCCGCAAGAUUGCUUUGUUGGAGAAGCCAGUAUCAAGCUAUGUCAAGCUGCUCGAGCAUAUUCAGUCGGAUGAUGCGCCGCUCACUGAGAACUUGUACUCGCUCCUCGAAACCAUUGCUCGGUCUGACUCCGGUGCCGCCACACUCCUCCAAGAAAUGCAGAUUCUUUCUCAAUUUGCCAAUCAACAAAUCGACGGCGCUCGCUUCCAAUGGGUCGAUGGUAUCCUCAUCCGUGCGCUCGAGCAGGGCAAAUGGCUUGUUCUCGACAACGCGAAUCUCUGCUCCAGCGCUGUUCUCGAUCGUUUGAACUCGCUGCUUGAGCCUAAUGGCUAUCUCUCCAUCAACGAACACUCCACGGCUGAUGGCGAGGCAAGGAUCGUCCAGCCACAUCCUGACUUUAGGAUCUUCAUGACCAUGGAUCCCAGAUUUGGUGAGCUGUCGAGAGCUAUGCGAAACAGGGCUGUUGAGAUUUGCUUGCUCGAUGGAUCGCAUGUCGUUGGACCUGAACAGAUGGCCGAGUACCCCCUUGAGUCGGGAAUGUAUCGGUUCCGCCAGUUCCAAGAACACGGAGCGUACGUGGGCGAGACGAUGGAGGCACGGUUCGAGAACUUGUCCGUCAGUGACAAUGAGUUGAUGAAGAGCUUUGCGAAGCAAGCUCAACAAGGCCUCAUACCUCAGGAUACGCCCCCACAUACGAACGGCUUCGAGAAUGCGGAUGCUAUGCAGGUUGUGUCAACGAGCUCGGCGCCGCAUGUGUUCGAUGAAAAACUCGCACAUUUCUCGCAGUUUCUGAGCAACGCAUGGGCUCCGCAAGCACAGCAGUUCCAACAACUGUUCGGAUGGGACGCUCUCGCUCAGCUUGUGCCUUACCACCCGCUCGGCAACGAACUCUGCAUCAAUCGCAAUCCUGCGUCCCAGUCGCUUUCUCUUUGGUACGCAUCCAUGUAUGAACUCAUACUGGAUCUGUACAACAUGCAGCAAGCAUUCCAGACGCUGCCAUCCGCCAAGUUCGAGCGUCGGAAAGAAAAGCAGAAACUGCCCGUGUUCCUGCAUGCCUACUGGCAGGGACUAGUGAAGUUAGUGGAAGGUCUCUGGACUGCUCAUCGAGAAGGCCAGCAACUCGAGACUUCGUUCCUCAAGCCUUUGCGGACGUUGUUUUGGGCUUUCUUCGCGCUCGCCAACGGAUCGACAUUUGACCGUGCGACGUUCCAGACAUAUCUCAAGAUGCUGACGUCUGCUGUCACGACAACUACUCAGCAGCCAACUCCCUUGUUGCAGGAUUUGAGCACAACGCUCUCCAAGCAGAUCGCUGUUUUCGGCUCUCAUGUUCAGCUCACAACAGGAUUGGGCAUGGAGCGUAUCUGGCGCCCGUUCAAGCCCGCUACUCCGAAAUCCGUGGUCCAACUCAAAGCUGUUCUGGACCUAGAGGCUCUUGCUGACAGGCUCGAUGCCAUCAUGUGGAAGUCGAAUCUCAGAAUCGACGAGAUGGUGCAAAUUCGAGAGCGAGUCGCAAGCUCUCUGGAGCUUGUUCGGAGAGAAGACGUCGAUGCUGAUGAACUUCUCAAGAGUCUCGAUGGCGCUAUUCAGGAACUCGAGCAGGGUAUCGGCGAAGACGACGCCGUUAUUACACCAUACUUCGAAGAUGAGUUUGAAGGCCUUUGCCAGUUCCUCGACGUUGCGUUCAACGAUCAGCCGGCCCUGAGACAACUAUAUAUUGCGCCUCCGCCUGCUCUGGUGGCGGCCCGAGCUAAAUCAGCGCUUUUUGCGCGACGACCUACUAAGAUUUCGACGGUGGCUGUUGGGAGAGUGGACGAGCCUACCGACUUCUUUGCUAAGUUGUACCGACACAAUGGCUUGGAGAAGGAAUCGGCGAACCCAAUGAUCUUACAAGGGCAAUUCCACAGUGCCAUGUUCGCCAAACUGCACGGUGCUGAUGAAGUGCAGCUUGCGCAGCUUGACCGCUUCGAAGCGGAGCUGCAGGUUCUUUCCCAACAAGUCACGCUCGACGCCGACCGUAUCACGCAGGACCAGUACGAGGCGCUGAAUGAGCUCUACAGAAGCGUGUAUGGUCAGGUCUACGCAUCGCAUACCGUGGAUAUUGUCCAGUCGGUUGAUGAGAAGCAAGUUACGUUCCAUCCCGAUGCGCCCAUCACGACUGCGUAUCGUUCGACUCUCCAAGAACCACUGAGGAAAUGCUACCCCCUUGCAGAUAACAUCGAUGCGAAAGCGUGGGUUCAGCUCGGCAUACUAGGCCUCAGCUUGUACGUGCCGAACUAUCCGCACGAUCCUGCGCUCAGGCCGAUGAUCGAGCGCAAGAUGUUCAACGAGGAGAAGCAGAGCCUACUGCAAGCGAUGGACUCGUUGAGGCGAUUCCAACUCGACUUCUCCGGCGAAGACACCAGUUUCCGCAUUCGACAGGUGGAGGAGGCGGUGCAGAUGAUGGGCGAGGAACCGCCUGUGCCUGCUAUUGUUCGCCCUGAAGUCUCGCAGUUGGAUGACUUGCAAGGUGAAUUUACCAACUUACUCAGUGUCAUUCAGCCACUGCUCAACGGAUCGAUGACGGCUGAGGAAGCUGCGCAAGACGUUACGCUACAACAAAAUGUGCUCCGUAUCAUCCAACGACUUACGGAGGGAUACCGUGCGUACGAUGACAUCACUGAUACUGUGGUGGGCUUCCUUGUCUGCCUCAACAUUGGCCUGUUGCUUGGCAAGAAAGAACAACAGGACAGAGAGCAGGGUGCUGUGAGCAGGAGUCUGGCGUAUGUCGGUCAGGAGACUCCGUUCUUCGGCCUACAUGAUCAAAAGUCUAUCGUAAAGUCAGACGUUUUCUUGCAGGAGUUUGAGCAGGCUCUGCAUCAAGGCCAUGCCAUCGACCUUCGCUGGCAUGCAUUGCACUCGCUAUCAAUCAUCAAGAGCACCGACCCGGUAGCGGCGUCUAGCUCUGCAGCGAGAGGCUUACUGCACAACAUCUUCACUAGUUUCUACGGCGAGUGGAAGACCAAGCUACUCCAGGACCAACAAAACGAGGCUUUGAACCACAGUCUGUACACGUACAAGGGUGUGGAGGAUGAGGGCGAUGAGGAAGAUCCGAGCUUGUUCCCCGACUACGAAAAGGAACAGGAGGAGGAUAGCAAGCCAGAUCCAUCCUCAAACUCUCGCGAUCAUGCGAUCCGUCUUGCGAAUAUCCACGCCCAACUUUUCCUUCAUGGUCGAGAAGCUUCCGAGUCAGUCAAGGCGUUGCUCGAAUGGAGUGCUGCGCAGAUCAAUCGGGCGUCUGAAGGCAAGAGCUACGGAACGAAGCACGAGAAUGCUCUGCCUGCUAUCUACCUCGCACUGGAGAAGAAAAUCGACGCGCUGUCUACAUCUGGUACUGGAAGGACCUACAACUUCUACUUCGACGCCAAUCUGCCUGAGGGCAAGCGUCUUAUUACGCUCAUCCACCGCGUACAAGUCCGCUACCGCCAAAUUCGCAACGUCUGGCCGGAACAUGCUACCCUUUCGGAAGUCCUACGCACUUGUGACGAAGCCCUUGCAUUCCGCCACGUCGACCCGGUGGCCAAGUUCAUCACCAAAGCUGAGAAACUACACUCGUACAUGCAUGAGUGGCAGAAGGUGGCGAGCAAAGAAUACAGCACGGCCAAUUUGUACGAUGACCUGACGCGGCUGCUUGUUAGCUGGCGACAAGUUGAGCUGACGACGUGGGCCCGGUUGUUCGACCUGGAGAUGGAGAAGAGUCGCGAUAAUGCCAAGAGCUGGUUCUUCGUCGCGUAUGAGACGAUUAUCGCGGCUUCAGAGAGCAUUGAUGAUGAGAGUGAGAUGAAGGUUCAUGCCAAGAACUUGCUAAAGACGCUUGAGAGCUUUUUCGAGAACACUACGCUGGGACAGUAUGAACAACGCAUUGCCCUGCUCAAACAACUCCGUCAACAAGCUGCGAUGCGCAUGCAAGACGUGGAAAUCUUCCAGAUUGUGCAUGAUGCACUCGACAACUUCAUCGCAUAUUUCUCGCGUCUCGAGAAGCCAGUCCAUGAGGCGAUUGCGAAGGGCCGAGAGAAGUUGGAGAAGGAGGUCAAUAAUGUUAUCAAGCUUGCGAGCUGGAAGGAUACGAAUAUCGAUGCGCUCAAACAGAGUGCGAAGACGAGCCAUCGGAAGCUGAGCAAGUGGGUUAGGAAGUUCAGGGGUGUGCUCAAUCAGCCGGUCUCGGGGAUCUCGAGGAGUGGGUUCCCGGAUGAGGUCCAACUUGCUCGCGAUAUCACGAUGGAGACUGUUAACACGAUUAUCGAUUCUGAUGUGCUUGAGUUCUGCAAUGAUAGCGUUCCUGGAUGGACCGACCGCCCGACACGAUUCAAGAACCUCGGUGUUACGGUAAACAUGAUGCGCAACUUGUCUUCGCCGAGCGUUGCCAGCGUCGAUGGCGCGUCGUACAUCGACACGUUCAUCACGGAUCUAGAGAUCUCCAUCAAAGAACUGCAGAAAGCCACACCAUCUACACUCACAGAAGAGAACAAAGAGGAUGUUCAGCACCUCAAGACCCAGAAGCGAAAACUCUACGCCGAUACGAUGAAAGAGCUACGCCUGAUGGGCAUCAAGUCAAACCUCAGUGUCGAUACUCUGGUCAAACAGGAUGAGCUUUCGACGAUUCUUUCCACCAUGCCUUUGAUUGGAGAGGGGUGUGGGCGCACCGCAGAACUUCAUCUGCACAAGGCGCUCAAUGCUAUGUCCCAGGUUCGAGCCGUGACGAAAGAGCAUUCGGGAGAUCUGACAGCGAACGACGUGGCAAAGAGUAUCGGGUACAUUGAGGGACUUCUGCACGCCUCUAUCCGACAGAGGAAUGUGCUGAGUAAAGCUGCAAUGAACCUGAAGGUUGUACAAGCACCUGUGGCGGUAGUGGCGAAUCUCUGCCAGCUUGCGAACGGUCAACUUGCCUGGGCUUCAGAAGAACAAGUCGAGGUGACGAAAUCGUUACAGCCUAGUCUGAGGUGGCUUGUUGCUAUGCUCAAGACUGCUACGGAUAUCGUCUCCGCACAGGCUAAGCUGGGCAAGACGAAUGGGCUCGAUGCCCUACUUCGGGGAAUGCGGGAGUGGACCAACAAGUUGCAAGACCAGGCGGAUGAGUUCGACAGGCUGCCUGAGCUACCUGUUAAUACUCAAUCCGAAGCACAUCACAUCCUAACUGAGUCUGUCAAGGCUAGUAUUUCGGACUUCCGGACCAUCUUCCAGGACUGGAUCGCCAACAACGACAUCUCAAGGACGGUACUCAAGCAUCUCCAGCCAUUUGUCUUCCAGUAUCCCGAGGUACAAGUCACCAGCUUCUCAGAGGAGCUGCGGCUUACGCUUGAGGACUCUUCGAGGGAUAUCUUCGGUGCUCUCGACUCAAUCCUAGGCUCAAUGCAGGAUGUUGAAUCCGCGUUGAAGGAGGUCCCAUCUUCGACUGACGACUCGAUCUGGAUGGCGAAGGAAGAGCAGGCACUCUCUGCUGCCAUCACCGCUCUCCACGCCCCGCAGAUCAGUGACACGGUGCAGACAAUCUUGAACAGCGUCCAGCGUCUUUACGAGAAUGAAAAGUUGUCCGCUGUUGCUGCUUUGUUCGCGUCCAUCCAGCCUAUUCUAACCCAGUACGUUGCGUCGCAUAAGUACCUGCUCGACCGCUUCGACGCGCUGCAUGCGUCGACUGCAAAGCUCCUCCAUCGCUUGUCGAAAUCGUUCAUUCAAAUCGGUACUCAGGGCUUUUGCCAGCCUCCUGAGAAAUCACCAGACAACAAGCAAGGUCAGGAUGAGAAACUGGAAUCCGGUACCGGCCUUGGUGAGGGUGAGGGCGCGGAAGAUAUCUCGAAGGAUAUUGAAGAUGAUGAGGAUUUGGAGGAACUGGCGCAAGAGCAGAAGGGAGAGCGCGAGGGCAGUAUCGAAGAGGAAGACGAUGCUGUGGAUAUGGGCGAGCAAGAUAUGGAGGGUGAAACUGAGGAGGUUGGCGAGAAAGAAGACAAAGGUGAUGAGGAGGGAGAUGAAGGUGAGGAUGACGUGCAGAGUGAGGUGGGGAGUGUUGAUGAUCUCGGGCCGAGCGCGGUUGAUGAGAAGAUGUGGGAUGAGGGCGGGAAAGAAGAAGACGAUGCGAAGGAUAAGGAGGGGAAGCAAGAUGUUGGAACGGAGGAUAAGGAGGAGCAGGUUGCGAAUGAUAGCGAGCAGAAGGAGAAGGAGAAGGAAGAAGGUGAAGAUGGCGAGAAAGAAGAUAAGCAGGGUGCUGAGGAGGAUGAGGAUAUGGAGAUGGAGGGUGAGGAUCAAGAGGAGAAUGUCGGCAAGGGUGAGACUGAGCAGAUGGAUCCGCAUGCCAAGGAAGAAGAGGCGCUUGAGUUGCCGGAGGAUCUCAACAUCGAUGGUCAGGAUGAAGAUGAGAAGGAGCCUGAUGAUCUUGGUGAUAUGGAUAUGGGCGACGAUUUGCCGGAAGACGAGAUGGAUGAUCAAACCGACGCGGGCGCUGAGCCUGACACCGUGGACGACGAGAUUGGUCCUGAACAAGAAGGUGAAGAAGAGAAGGACACCACCGGCCAUGUCGAAGACGAGGAGCAGCCGCCUGAAGACCAAGAGCAAGAAGGCGAAGAGCCUAUGGAAGAUGAUGCGGUUCCUCUGCCUGACGAGAACAUGCCGGACGACGAGCCUCGCGACAACAAAGACACUGAUCAGGCCGACCCGAACGCGGAAGCUGGAGCGGGUACUGAGGCAAACGAGGAAGCUCACAAGAACAAAAACGAGCAAGCCUCUGCCAGCGCUGCCAAUCGCGAUGAAGGUCAGGAGGGCGAGUCAUCCGAGAAGCAAGAGAACACCGCCGAAGAUGGCACUCUUGGACAGACAACUCAACCCGACGCUGGCGGCCGCAGUGAACAGAAGGAAGAAGAGUCCCGCGAGAAUCAGUCAUUCAAGAAGCUGGGCGAUGUGCUCGAGAAGUGGUACAACCAGCAGAAGCAGAUUUCCGAAGCUCGCGAAAAGGACGAGACCCAGGUCCAGCAGAUUGAUAAAGAAGUCGAUAUGGCCGAUGCUGACUUUGAGCACCUUCCCGACGAGGAUACGCAGGCUGAUACGCAGGCCUUGGGUACGGCGACUGAAGAGCAAGCUAAAGCGCUGGAUCAUGAUAUGGCUAUGCCGGUUAAUGAUGACGAGGAAAAGAUGCCUACUCGUCCCGAAGACAACGAUCAGGAAAUGGCGGAUGCUGAGCAGGACAUCGAUAUGCAGGAUGGGGAGCAACCUCAAGAGGAGCGAGAGGAGCAGCAACCGCAGGCCAACACUACGGACGGCCAGCCUCAAGCUUUCAUCGGCGAUCAGAAGCCGUUCGCAGACCAAGAGGAUGCAGAUAUGGAAGAUGCAAUGCCGCUUGAAGAUGAUGUCUCCGACACCUCCUCGGUCGCCGACGUGGAGACGCAACUUGAGCUCACACACCUCACUCCCUCCACCAUGCCCGCGUCUUCUGCCCGGUCCCUCUGGCUCGCACACGAAAGCGCCACACAUGCCCUCUCCCAGCAGCUCACCGAGCACCUCCGUCUGAUCCUCGCCCCCACGCUCGCCACCAAACUGCGAGGAGAUUUCCGCACAGGCAAACGUCUCAACCUCAAGAGGAUCAUCCCGUACAUCGCUUCAGGGUACAAGAGAGACAAGAUCUGGCUGCGACGAAGCCAACCCAGCAAGCGAAGCUACCAAGUCCUCAUCGCGCUCGACGACUCCAAAUCCAUGGCCGAGUCGGGCGCCAGCAACCUCGCACUUAAGACCUUGACGCUGGUAACGAGGAGUCUAGCCAUGCUGGAAGUCGGCGAAGUAGGCGUAGUCGGCUUCGGCGACGAAGUCAACGUCGCCCACGACUUCGACAAGCCCUUCACGUCCGAGUCCGGCGUCCGCGUCUUCGAGCAAUUCGGCUUCGAAGCCAAGAAGACCAACGUCCGCGGCCUUGUAGACAGGAGUCUCGAACUCUUCUCCGAGGCACGACGCAAGGGCUCGAGUUCUGCGGGCGAGGACCUGUGGCAGCUCAUGAUUGUCGUGAGUGACGGCAUCUGCGAUUCCCACGCUGAGAUCCAGAGGCUGGUCCGCAAGGCGCAGGAGGAGCGCGUCAUGAUUGUUUUUGUCAUCAUCGACUCGAGUGCGUCGGCGCCGGCUGCUGCGCCGGUUCCCACGCCGUCUGUGCAUCCUGCUGCGCAGCCUCAGGGGGUUGAUGUCUCGGAGGUGAAGGAACCGGAGAAGAAGAAGGAGCAGGAUAAGACUUCUAUUCUUGACCUGCAGUCUGUGGAGAUUACGCCUGAGGGAAAGGUCGUCAGGUGGAAGUAUAUGGAGCGCUUCCCGUUUAGGUAUUACCUCGUUGUCAGGGAUGUUAGGGAGUUGCCGGGUGUGCUUGCGGGCGCGUUGAGGCAGUGGUUUGGGGAGGUUGCUGGGAGCGCGUAGAUUAGGGUGUUGGAGGCGUUUUGGAACUGGGGAAAUGGAAAAUUUUACUUGUGGUUCAGUGUGUUCUUCAUGAUAUUGAAGUCUCUUGACAGCUUGAUUGGUACAUAGACCAAGCUUCACC
Dothidotthia symphoricarpi CBS 119687 is the source of this 14819-nucleotide messenger RNA. RefSeq names its product midasin. NCBI's taxonomy places the organism in Eukaryota, Fungi, Ascomycota, Dothideomycetes, Pleosporales, Dothidotthiaceae. Gene Ontology annotation, molecular function: ATP hydrolysis activity; ATP binding. The transcript is spliced from 2 exons. Bases 80 to 14698 code for a protein of 4872 amino acids. Gene Ontology annotation, cellular component: nucleus; preribosome, large subunit precursor. The record is from RefSeq and is a predicted model, not a curated record. Gene Ontology annotation, biological process: ribosomal large subunit assembly; rRNA processing.